Cuscuta campestris is the source of this 2095-nucleotide messenger RNA. The record is from the annotation of a GenBank genome assembly. Lineage: Eukaryota; Viridiplantae; Streptophyta; Magnoliopsida; Solanales; Convolvulaceae.
GUCCAACCAAUUGUCACGUGCCCCCAUCAUGCAUCUGUAUAUUCAGAAUAAGGAUAAGCCCUCAAGUCUCAUAAUCAUGGUCGCCAUCUCUGAAAUUGGUCCUCUUCCGUUUAUACGCUUUACACAACCGUGUUCCCUAAGAUUGGCAUCUACUUUUACCCAUUCUCGAAAGUGGCUAAAUUUGAGAAUCCAUUCACGCUUCAAAUCUUCAGCCACCGGGUCGGGUCAAAACCCUAACUUUGCUGCUCAUGAAAAGGGAGUGUUUCGGGAAUUUAGGGUUUUCAAUUCGACUGAACUAGACAGAUCAGUUACGAGCGAUGAACCUGAUGAUGAGGGUGAAAUGAGGCAAGGGGUUUUCGAGGCGAUUGAGGAACUAGAACGUAUGACCAGGGAGCCCUCCCAGGUGCUCGAAGAAAUGCACCAGAAAUUAUCUGCCCGGGAUUUGCAAUUUGUUUUGGUGUAUUUUUCUCAGGAGGGGAGGGAUUCAUGGUGUGCACUGGAGGUGUUUGAUUGGCUUAGGAAGGAGAACAGAGUGGACAAGGAAACGAUGAAGCUCAUGGUUUCAAUAAUGUAUGGAUGGGUUAAGAAGUUGAUUGAUUCGAAGAGUGAGGUUAGCGAUGUGGUUGAUCUUCUGGUGGACAUGGACUGUGUGGGGUUGAAGCCGGGUUUUAGUAUGAUGAAGAUGGUGAAAUUAUCUGCCCGGGAUUUGCAAUUUGUUUUGGUGUAUUUUUCUCAGGAGGGGAGGGAUUCAUGGUGUGCACUGGAGGUGUUUGAUUGGCUUAGGAAGGAGAACAGAGUGGACAAGGAAACGAUGAAGCUCAUGGUUUCAAUAAUGUAUGGAUGGGUUAAGAAGUUGAUUGAUUCGAAGAGUGAGGUUAGCGAUGUGGUUGAUCUUCUGGUGGACAUGGACUGUGUGGGGUUGAAGCCGGGUUUUAGUAUGAUGAAGAUGGUGGUUUCUUUGUAUUGGGAGGCGGGUGAGAAGGAGAGGGCAAUUGGUUUUGUGAAGGAGGUGCUCAGGAGGCAAAUAUCUUACUCCGUUGGUGAUACUGAAGGGCACAAGGGUUGCCCAGUCGGUUUUCUUGCUUACAAAAUGAUGGAGGAAGGAAAUUACAGAGAUGCAGUGAAAUUAGUGAUUAACAUCAGAGGUUGCGGAUUGAAGCCUGAUGCAUACAGCUAUCUAAUUGCUAUGUCAGCCGUGCUAAAAGAAUUAAAGGAAUUUGGCAAAGCGUUACAGAAGUUAAAAAGUUUCACCAGAUCUGGUCUGGUUGUUGAGAUUGAAAACUUCACUUCGACCCUGAAAUACCAAACUGAUCUUCUAGCUGAUGGCGUGCGUCUCUCUGAUUGGGCCUUUCAAGAAGGGGACCCAUCCCUCUAUGGGACCAUCCACGAAAGGCUUCUCACAAUGUAUAUAUGCUCUAGGCAGGGAGUUGAAGCUGAGAAACAUAUCUGGCAAAUAAAACUCGAAGGUAAAGAAGUGAACAGAGAUCUUUAUGAUAUUGUAUUAGCCAUAUGUGCUUCCCAAAACGAAUCCGGGCCCAUUGGAAGGCUACUCACCAUAAUGGACACCUCAACUUCUUUGCAGAAAAAGAAGAGUCUUUCGUGGUUGAUAAGAGGUUACAUUAAAGGAGGGAAUUCUGAGAAGGCAGCUGAAACAGUAAUGAAAAUGCUUGACUUGGGCCUAACUCCUGCGUUUUUGGACAGAGUGGUCGUGCUUCAAGGACUACAGAGACGGAUUCGCCAGCCGGGAGGUAUGCAUACCUAUCUUAAACUGUGCAAACGACUCUCCGAUGCAGAGCUAGUGGACCCAUGUAUUGUGUAUCUGUAUAUAAAGAAACACAAGCUUUGGAUCAUGACAGUGAUCUAAAGCAACACGGAGAAGAAGAAUCCGUGGGCUUUGCACAUAUUACCACAAGAACCCGCAUUUCUUACUCAUCUCACUCGCUGGAUGACAUCCUUGACAAUCAUCAUGUGUAUAUUGUGUAUAGUAGCCGGGAGUCUCUUAGAAACGGCUUCUCUACUCCAAAAAUAGUCCUAAAUAGGGGUAAGUUUUGCGUACACUCGCCCUCCGAGCCCCGCCUUUUGUGGGUUCUACUAG